CGACUGACACCCCGCCCGGCCAAUCGAGCUGCACACGCCGGCCCUCGGGCCGGGCUCGGCCCCGCGCUCAAACCGGCAGCGCCAAGCCUGCUCCAUGGAGGCCGUACUGGGGCAGGUGGAGCAGCUGCCCGCGCUCCUGGCCGUGUCCCGCUCCGCGCUGGUGCGGGACUGGGACGGCCUCACGCUGGACAGGGCUCUGGAGUGGGCCCGCUAUUUCCAGCACCUCCAUAACCGGUUCCGUGCCCGUCCCCAGCUCCGGGAGGCCCUCGGGCGGCGGCUGCGCCGCUCCCAGCCGUGCCCUCUGCUCGGCUUCCCCGCGCUGGGCCGCUGCCCGCAGCUGCUGGGGCUGGCGCUGCUGGAGAACCGCGCUCUGCCGCCCGCCGCCUGUCGCCGCCUGCUCCGCAGCCUGCUGCAGCCUCCCGCCGCGGGGCCUGCCUCCGACCCCCGCGGGCUGGGGCUGCUGGCCCGCCGCAAGGCCGCUGCCCGCCUGCUGGCCUUGCCCCGCCGCGGCCCCGGGCCCGAGCCGCAGCUGCAGGUGGAGGCGCGGCUGCUGCUGAGCCGGCUGCGGCAGGAGGCUGGGGAGGCCGCGGGGCGGCUCCGCGGGGCUCAGGAGGGGCUGCAGGCCGGCGAGGCCGCGGGGCGGCCCUGCGGGGCUCAGGAGGGGCAGCUGCCCUGGUUGUGCGGGGCUCUGGAGCUGCUGCCCCAGCCCCGCGCCUUCGGGGUGGUGGCGGCGGCGCUGGUUCUGCUCAAGCAAGGCCAUGGCGCUGAGCAGGCCGGGGAUAGGGAUGGGGAUGGGGAUGGGGAUGGGAGCAGCAGCCCAGGGGGGUACCAGGAGAGUGCUGCAGGAGAGGAAUGCACCGCCGGGCUCCUGCUUUCCUGGCUGCUGGGCAACCAGGAACGAUUUUCUGCCUUCUGCCUUUGCAUCCCUUGUUCCCAUCUCGCCUUCCUGGCUGGUCACUACUCCCAGUUAUGUCGAUCUUAUUUGGACCUCUUAACAGGCUGGGGAAGGUGCUUGCACUAUGACCCCUUGCAGGGACAGUGGGUCAGAAGUUGCCUUGAGAAAGCUGAAUUGUCCUGGGAGGAAUUAAGGGAGCACUUCAUCUGCCUCUGUCAGGGAUCCACGCCGCUCAAAGAACAGACCCAAGCUGCCUUGGAACUCCUGAGGACACAAGAUGGAGACUUCAGAGUCCGUGGCCUAAGUGUGUGGACUGACUUACUGAUGGAAAUAGGCUACUCAUGCAUGGACACAAAAGCAACAAAGAAACUUAAAAAAUCAAGUAAAUCUGGUUAACUUUAUUUGGUGUGAAAGGCCAGACAGCUACUCCUCACUUCGUUGAAAACCAAAUGUUACUGUGGCUGCUGAUCACAAUGAUUCUGACUGCAUCUGGUUCUGAAAUCUUUCAGGGAGGCCUGGUGUUUUCUUGGGGUUGUGCUGUCAUUUCUGGUCAACACAGAAAAUGUCUUCCUUUUCCGUACUUGCUGAUUAAUUAUCUAAUAAAAUGAAGAAAAUCCAUUCUGUUUCAAAUAUGGGGUAGUUUUGUGUUUAAAAAAUACGACAAUGCUGAUAUGGUCACGGUAGUAAUUUUUCUAAAUGUUGGAGGCUGAGCAAAAGUUCAAAGGGAGGGUGGAGCUUCAAAUGUGAAAACCACAAAUUCAGGGUUCCUUUAGUAGUGAUUGUCUCCAUUGGGCUGUCUGCUCUGGUGGCCACGCCAUGUCAAUGCUUCCACAGCUCUUGCACGUGACUUAGCCCCAGGGUCAGUGAAGAAAGUGAGAGGAGGCCAACUGGAAAGCUUCUUGAAAAGUUCUAAAAUAAAGGUCUUUAUUAGUUGCUAUAUUAUUUGAUAAUAUCCAGGUAUUUCCUAAGAAAAGUGAGGUAAAGUGUAGGAUGUUCUGUGUGGUUUUCUUCCCAUUUCCAUUCCUUGCUUUGUGAAGCAGAAAAGUGA
Messenger RNA from Melospiza georgiana, 1943 nucleotides. It is a transcript of the gene FANCF, whose product is annotated as FA complementation group F. The transcript has a single exon. The record is from RefSeq and is a predicted model, not a curated record. Lineage: Eukaryota; Metazoa; Chordata; Aves; Passeriformes; Passerellidae. Gene Ontology annotation, biological process: interstrand cross-link repair. Gene Ontology annotation, cellular component: Fanconi anaemia nuclear complex. The coding region runs from base 95 to 1291 and encodes 398 amino acids.